AUGUCGUUCGACAUUGACUGGACCAAGCUCGAGUCCGAUUCUCGCCUUAACAAAUCCAUCAAGAGCCACCUAAACUCCUACCUUCAAUCGAUCAAUCUACCGAGCUAUGUGAGCAACCUAAGGCUCAUUGACUUUUCCAUUGGUAAGAUUGCCCCUAAUAUAACCCUUCGAGAGAUCUCCGAUCCAUUAGAUGAUUUCUACCAAGCACUGAAUGAGGAGCAAGAAAGUGGGAAGACACUAGAACCAAGCCCGAACGAUAUACAAUUUCUCACAGAGAUCGAAUACAAGGGUGAUUUACUGAUUACCUUGGCCGCUGACUUGGUUUUACAUUACCCAACGGAAGGGUUCAUGACAUUACCUGUAAAGCUAACGAUCAGCAAUAUUGGCAUACAUUCGUUGUGCCUGAUAGCAUACCUCGCCAAAGAGCUAUUCAUAAGUUUUGUGUGUGACGUAAGUGAUACCAAACUAGACAAUGAUGAAUCAGUACUGGAUCCAGCAGGUCCUGUGCUAGCACCAAGACGAUCUUUAGAGAGAAUUUUUAUAAUACGAAGUAUGAAAAUUGAGACUGAGAUCGGAGAGCAGUACCUUGGAGAAGGUUCCGUACUACGUAGUGUGGGAAAGCUAGAACAGUACCUGCUUGAGAAUUUAAAGGAUGUGCUACGCAAAGAAUUGAGUUGGCCAAGCUGGAUUAACCUUGAUUUUGGGAACGACAACGAAGAUGACGACGACAACAAUGCAACUGACCAAGAUGAUGGCAAUGCUGAGAAACCAGAUCAAGGCGAAUAG
Torulaspora delbrueckii is the source of this 786-nucleotide messenger RNA. It is a transcript of the gene MDM12, whose product is annotated as ERMES complex subunit MDM12. Gene Ontology annotation, molecular function: lipid binding. The record is from RefSeq and is a predicted model, not a curated record. NCBI's taxonomy places the organism in Eukaryota, Fungi, Ascomycota, Saccharomycetes, Saccharomycetales, Saccharomycetaceae. Gene Ontology annotation, biological process: phospholipid transport; mitochondrion organization. Bases 1 to 786 code for a protein of 261 amino acids. The transcript has a single exon. Gene Ontology annotation, cellular component: ERMES complex.